This is a messenger RNA of Sceloporus undulatus (fence lizard), 5141 nucleotides long. Its product is annotated as transmembrane protease serine 11E-like. Lineage: Eukaryota; Metazoa; Chordata; Lepidosauria; Squamata; Phrynosomatidae. The record is from RefSeq and is a predicted model, not a curated record. Gene Ontology annotation, molecular function: serine-type endopeptidase activity. The transcript has 10 exons. Gene Ontology annotation, biological process: proteolysis. Bases 2279 to 4237 code for a protein of 652 amino acids.
GAGCCCCCAAAACCCACAAAAAUGUAUGGAUGCCAGCCUUGAAAGCCUUCGAUUUCACUUUGGGGUUGUUGUUGUUGUGUGCCUUCAAUUCAUUUUAUGACUUAUGUUCAACCCUAUCAUGCGGUGUUCUUGGCAAGCUUCUUCGGGUUUUUUGUUGCCAUUGCCAUCCCCUGAGGCUGAGAGAGUGUGACUUGCCCAAGGUCGGCUGAAGGGUCUCCAUGGCCAAGCAGAGAUUUGAACCCUGUUCUCCAGCUUCAUAGUAGGUCCAUCUUAGGGCUGCCAGAGGUCUGGAAUGACUUGAUGGCGGACAACGACAACAAAGUUUGAUAAGACCCGGAGUGAAUGCACUGCCCCAAUGACCUGGGGGUCACCAGCGGAUGCUUUUCUGAGCUCAUCUCGGACAUGUUUUCUUGGUUGCAGCCUAACACACACAACACACACACACAUACCUGUGCGUUUGGCAACCGCCAGCGAUGCAUUAGAGAUGUAGGUCAAUUCAAUUACUCGCACAGCACUCAACACGUCUUUAAUCUACUCCUCCAGAAUGUUAAUGAACUGCAAUCAAAAUGCAAGGCAUGCUUCGCAAGAGCGGAAAACUAGGAGGGACGGAAAGAGGGUUGCGUCGACCCCCCCUUUUUGUUCCAAUGGCAGGGUCAAAGCGUUUGGGCAAGUUACAUUUAGUCAUGAAAAACAGCAACGCCGCCUCCUUUUACUAAAUACGAUUGGCGAUGAAGACCUAGAAAGAAGACAUGGAAAACUACUAUUUUACACGAUCGGCACAGCUAUUUGGAAAACAGAGCCAAUACCUGGUAUAGAUUCUUGGUUGUUAAAGGUAUACGAUUCUAUGGAAGCGGAUAGAUUGACCUGUUAUAUCAAUAAGAAAUCAAUAAAUGGAUAUGGACGAGAAUGGAAACCAUAGACUGCCUAAAGGAAGAAAAAGGAGCACAUGUUGGUCUUACGUUUGAAUAAGUUCUGAUUUAAUACAACCUGCUUACAAAGAAGAUAAAACGUACCUGAUAAAAUUAACUGAGAGGGGAUUUAUUGUGGGACCAGAGGAGGCUAAAUGCCUCCCGAAGCGACAAAUGCCCAAAUUCCCUAGCAAUGAGCCGAGGCAGUUAAAGCGGUGUCAAACUGGAUUAUGUCUGCAGUGUGGAGAGGACCCAAGUCAGGCAAAACCAAGGUUUUAGGCAUUCGGAUAUGUCUGAGAGCAAUGGUGCCACAGCAAAAUACCAAUUCCAGAAUCCCACAGCAUGGAGCCGUGGCAUUUAAGCAUUUAAGGUGGCGAUAACGAAGAUAGGUUUUCUGACUACGAUUCUGGACAGUUGUGAUCCAAAAUAAGUAACUUUCCCAAGCUCUGGUUGAGCCACAAUAAGGACCGGGAGUGUUUGACCUCAAGGGAAACCAUAGGGCCAUACCUACUUCCCAGCGGCAUGUGAUGUUGGGAGCGGUGGACUGACUAAUAGGUAAUAUCUCAGUUAUUACAGAUAAUAUCAACAUAUUAUCCUGGAUGUGAAGCAACUACUUUUAUGAGAGUGUUUAUUUUAGGAAGGUGUUUUUCUCCAGAACUCAGGAGCUGAAUCACACAAACUGGCUCUUCAAAAGAGGAAUGGCCCUAUUAUAAAGAUCGGCCCGGCGGAGAUUUAUUAAGGUCACAGACUUGCGUGAACACGGUGGAAAAACAAAAACGUCCACGCCGGAUCCGGCGUCGCUCCGAUUUCCAUCUCAUUGCGUUGACCAAACAUGGCCCCCUUCCCAAAAACCAUCAAGCUGCUCAAUUUCCAUAUACAGUAUUGAUCUAUAUUAGUUCUACAGCCAAAGAUCAACCUAGCUCUUAAGUCCCUCCCUUUAAGGUUGCUCUCUUUCAAUAUUGCUUUGUUUGGGAGUGCAGCUUUGAGAAUUGAAUCCUCUAAGGAUGCUGGGAGUUAUAGUCCAAGGCCUAAAUCAGGAGAUUCGGUCAUUAAACUAUUGUCCUACCUAGUCAAACCGCUACAUCAUGUUUGCUCAGGGUUUUCUUGGCCAGAGGAGGUUUGCCUUCGUCUUCCUCUACACUUGAAAGAGUAGGAUUGCCCAAAGCCAUCCAGUGGGCCUUCAGGACCGAGUGGGGAUUCGAACCCUGUUCUCCCAGCACCCAGAACUUAAACCACUACUCCAAAUUAGCUCCUCUUUGUCUGUAUUAUUUAGCGCUACACAGAUACCGCACCUGCACCUGGGCAAACAGUGGAGCCACAAACACGCAGGUGGCCUUUGCAAGGAGGAGCAUCUCACCUGGCUUUCGCCGAUGCGCUGGACCAACCCAAAGCAAGCGGCGUUUUGUCCCUGCAAAGUCUUUCUUGCGGACGCUGCCGGCUGCAGUACAACUCGGCACAAAGCCAGGAUGGGGCAGGUCAAUUACCAAAAGCCGAAGAGAAGGUCCCUGCGGUGCUGUUACUGCUGCGUCGAAUGCCUCAGUGGGUUCCUCGUCUUGAUGUCGGUGGCCACCGUGAUCACGCUGCUACGCUAUUUCCUAGAGUUCUCCGGUCUUUCGUUCACAAAUGGCGGAAACGGAACUGAAGUCUUCUCAGACCUGGGUCCAACGCAAGGACCCACCAGACGCUUUCUUGAGACUGUUGCUCAAACCAAAGCCAUGGACGAAUCUCCUUCCCAGCAAAUCUUGGACCGUCUCAUGUCGACAUCCCCUCAGUCUUCACCUCAGAGGAAAAUGGAUGCACCUCAACCAUCAUCUCAACCCACUGAGAUGCAGCAACCGAUAUCUCCAUACUUAACCUCAGCGUUGAGCCAACCUUCUCCGCCUUCCACAACCGAACAGAAAUCAUCUCUAUUCUCCUCAGCUACGUCAUCUUUUCCAACGGACGUCGCUACCUCCAUGGCGUCUCCGUUGACUGUGGACACAAUGCAGACAUCUUCUGGUUGGGCAACUUUGGCCACUAAACUGAGUCUUUCCUCUCGGCCGACAACAGAUAUUCAAGAGACAUCUCCCAGCGAAGCAACUCCAUCUGUUCAAUGGAGUCUUUCCUCUCAUCUGCCCACAACUGUCAACUUGACUGGUGCAAAGCCAGGUUCUCCAGAGGAUCCUAUAAUGGGUUCUCCAUCGCCAAAUGUAACUUCUCAGCAGCUUCCGUUUUCAGUAACUUCUCCAGUUGAUGGAAAUGAAACCAACCAAUAUUUCCACGGUUCCUUCCAGCUUCCGAAGGAAGUCUACCAUUCAAGCUACAGCAACCACACUUCGGAGGGUUUUAGGAGCGAGGCAUUGAAGUUGGAAAACAUGAUUGACAAUAUGUUUGCCAAGAGCGCCUUAAAGCAUCAGUACCGGAAAUCGUUUAUUCAGGGAUUGGAGCCUCGGCCUUUCAGGGCCAAAUUCCUCCUGAAGUUCAGCGACGACGACCACAGGCUAAAACUCGACCCGGAAACCGUGGUCAGGGAAAUGGUCCGGGGCUAUGAGGAAACUCAAGACAAAGUUGCGGUGGAUGUCAACAGCAUCCUGGUGGAAGAUUACAAGGAACUGUGCCUGACCAAGCCAACGUCAUUACUGUCCCCCCUUCUUGGUGCAAACCACAAGCCAAACAGCCACUGGGAUGCCAAACAUCUCAGUCACGCAGAGGACUGGCCUUGGGUCGCCAGCGUCAUGAAAGAGGACAUCUCCGUUUGCGAUGGGACCCUCAUCACAGACAACUGGGUGCUGACUGCCAGGAACUGUGUAGCAUCUGGCAUCCCUUCCUUAUACACCGUAAAGCUUGCCCCGUAUGCGAAACACACUCCUUCGGAAUCGCUGCAUUCAGUUGGCAAGAUUGUUCACCCCUCAGGAAUGCCAAAGGAUCUUGCAUUGCUCCAACUGGCCAAACCCGUACCCGCCACUUCUUCUGUCCACCCCAUUUGCCUGCCUGACCCUUCCCACAUUGCGCCUUCCGGGACCGAAUGCUGGGCUCUCGGAUCAAAGGAAAAGCACACCGAUAAACCUGAAGUCCUUCAGUGGACAGUAACUUCCCAGACUGAGUGUCAGACCUCCUCUCCCUCGCACUCAACAUGCGCAGAAACUACAGACCUCAAGAAACAUCUCCAGUUGAGCACAGGAGGGCCCUUUCUUUGUCUGGGAGAGAACCAACAGGUUUACCUGGAAGGAAUCGUUCCAGUCUCUGCCGAAAGCCAGGGGAAGAAGAAGGAGCAGUCGGCGGCUUUCCCUCGAAUGGCACCGUGGGUUCCUUGGAUCAAGUCACAGCUUUCCCCCGAUAAAGCAGCAUAAGAGAAGGGGACAAGUGUGUCCUUGUGGCAUUUUGGGGCAGGUGGAGAGGAACCCACCACCUCUUGGCUCUUCUCAAGAGGUUUUUAGGUUUGUAGGUCUAUUUCUUGGUUUGUAAAGCAACUCACUGCCUAGUUCCCUUUGGUGAGCUGAAGACCAGCUCCAGACAACCAGAAAGAAAAGGUUUUUGUAAACUAUGCAAGAACUGGAGCAACGUGGCCUUUCAGGUGCAGAAUGCCACUUUGCAUUCGGUGCAUGCCCCAAAGUGUCCCAGGAAACAAUGCUGCAGAGAAACACAUGUGUGUUUUCAAAAGUAAAAAACGCAAUUUAAAGCAGCCUAUUGUAAAAUAAUAGGUUAAAGUGGGCAAAGUCUGGGUCUCCAAAACACCCCGACCCCCUCAAUUUUAUCAGCUUUUAAAAUGGCCCCAAAAACUGGCCCAAAGCCACAAAAAGGCACCUGAAGAUGCACCAAUUUGCUCCAAAAAUCAAAAUGCUAUAGGUAGCCUUUGUGCUUCAGUCUUUACCAUCCUUUAUCCCCUUCCCUUCUCAUGGCAAUUCAUAUGAUGGGGAUGUGGUGUCAUGGCUUCUACUAUUCGGAAACUCUAUCACAAUACAGCUUUAGCCUUUGAAACUGUGUGCCGCAGGACUGUCUGGUGCAAUGAAUGCCCUUUAGAAAUUGCUGGCCACAGAGUGACAACACAUGGCUUUGCUUUGCUCUCCAACUCAGUUUGGUGCCACUCAAAGCUCUGGAACCUCAGAGAAGGAAAAAAGGAAGGUAAAGGGGAAACCCAAAUAAAGGCAGAGAGGCCAAAAUGCAAAGGAAAACGCUCCGAGGAACAAACCUGCGCAGCCAGGUUGGCGCAUGCUCCAGCUUCUCAAAGAGAACCAUCAGUCUCCAUGCAGCAAG